AUGCCCUUCAACGCAGACGCAUACGACCUCAAAUGCCGCCAAAUGUCCAACGAAGCCCUCAUCGCCCGACGAACCCACUACGUCCGCCAACUCGCAAGCAGCUCGACCGCAACAGCGCUCCACACCGCAGCAGGCGCAGUCACCGCGGGCCUAAGCUGGCUCAUGGUCCCCUACGACGCGGCGCGCAUCCGCAACGCCCGGAGAGAACGGCGGAUUCUCGAGCGGCACGCCGUCGAGAGGGGGUUGGCGGUGAAGACGAAGCGGGGGGACGUGUUGGUUCCGAUGGCGCUGGGGGUGACGUUUGGCGCGGUCGCGAUCGAGGGGGCCGAGGUGUGUGCGGAUGUGCUGGUUGGCACCGGGGGAGGGUCGUCUUCGAGCGCGGCGGCGGCGGCGCAUGGUGUUGUCAAGGGGGUUGCUCAUGUUGGGCUUGAUGCUGGGAUUGCGACGGCUGAGCAUGCGCAGGCCAAGAGAGGAAAGAUGAAGGUUGAGGAGAGGUCGACGGGGGGGGAGGUGAACGAGGUGGUUCAAUGA
Messenger RNA from Colletotrichum phormii, 531 nucleotides. RefSeq lists its product as uncharacterized. The record is from RefSeq and is a predicted model, not a curated record. Bases 1 to 531 code for a protein of 176 amino acids. The transcript has a single exon. NCBI's taxonomy places the organism in Eukaryota, Fungi, Ascomycota, Sordariomycetes, Glomerellales, Glomerellaceae.